AUGAAUGAUAAGAGAAAACACUGGAAAGAGAAUAUGUUUGCUCCUUCUUUUAGUGCUCAUGAUGUUCUAAAUGAGGUUUUACAGCCUGAAUCUCCUCCUGAACAAAUGACUUUUGGGAAGGCCAAGAGAAUGGAAGAAAUUUACAACAUGUCUAGUAGAAAGUUUCAAGAAGAGAAUAAAUUUCAGAGGAAAGAAUUUAUUUCCCAACCAAAUGAAAAAGAACAAGAACCAAAUCUGAGAGGGAGAAAGAUGAACAUUUCAAAGAAUGAAGCAGACACGAACUCUGUCUCCUGUGAAUCCUCUAAUUUGGAUGUUACAACUGAAGAAAGCUUUAAUAGCACAGAAGACUACUGCAUCUGGAAUAAAAAAGAAUAUCUGUCUCGAUGGCGACAGGGCAACAAGCAGAAAUAUACUGAAGGAAAGUCUCAAAAUGUUAGCCUGAAUGUUUUGAAUGAAGAACUGGAAGAGCUCAAUAUGAAAUGCAGAAAAAUAGAAGAGGAAUUUGAAAAUGCUGAAAAAGAACUUUUGAACGCCAAAAAGGAAGUCUCCCCAAAAGCCCUAAAUUUUCAAGAAACAGGGGCAGAAACUUUGAAGAAAGACUGGGAACUUCAAGCUUUAAGAAAUGACCUAUCUGAAAAAGCAACAAAUGUCAAAAACUUAACUGAAGAGCUCCAGCAAGCCAGAGAAGUCAUCCACAAGUUGAGCCUAGAGAACAGAGACUUAAAAGAAGCUGUGAGGAAGUUAAAACAUCAGACUGAAGUUGGAAAUGCACUCCUAAAAGAAGAAAUAAAAUUGCAUUAUGAAUUAGAAGUGGAAAAUAUCCAUGGAGAGCUUGAUGCCAUCAAGAAUGAACUAAGAAUUGAGAAGACCUUGCAAGCAAGAAAUAACAGAGCCCUGGAGUUGCUUACAAAACACCUUUCUACUGUAACAGGGGAAUGUUGUUAA
Molecule: messenger RNA, 945 nt
Organism: Myotis lucifugus (little brown bat)
Lineage: Eukaryota; Metazoa; Chordata; Mammalia; Chiroptera; Vespertilionidae
Gene: CCDC160
Product: coiled-coil domain containing 160
Exons: 1
Coding region: 1-945 (314 amino acids)
Source: RefSeq, a predicted model, not a curated record